AUUAAUUGCAUUAAAAAAGUUUUGAUUUCAGAUAAAAUGACAUUAGAAUCUUUUUUUGGAUGUGCAUUUGUAGCAUUUGGUCCUGCACUCUCCAUGUUUGCAAUUACUGUAUUUAAUGAUGCUCAACAAGUACUUGUUCUCAUUAGCAGUGCAUUUUUUUGGCUUUUAUCUUUAUUGGUAUCAGCAAUGUGGUGGCAGUUAUUCAACUUCACAAUUCUCAAAAAUUAUCUGGUUUUUAGUAUGAUUUUUUCAGUUAUAUUCCAAGAAAUUUUUCGGCUAUUUCUCUGGAUGGUUCUAAGGCGUGCAGAAGAAGGACUUAUUGUUAUGAAUGGCUCAUAUACUCCAUUAAGAAAGAUUAGGUUUCAUUAUGUGUCUGGCCUUGGUUACGGGUUGAUGAGUGGAUUAUUUGCAAUGGUCAACAUACUUGCUGAUAUAACUGGUCCAGGAACUGUUGGACUUUUUGGAGACAACAAUCACUUUGUGAUAGUUUCAGCUUUUUUGACCAAUUGUUUCGUAUUGUUACAUACGUGUUGGGGAAUACUCUUUUUUGAUGCUAUGGAUGCAAAAAAAUGGAAAACUGUGUUGUUUGUUUGCACUAGUCAUCUUGCAAUCUCUCUUUUGACUUUACUGAAUAAACACUAUACAUAUUGGCCUUCCUUAAUAACUGGUUAUAUCCUUCUUGUCGUAAUGGGUAUAUGGAGUUUCCGCGUUGUUGGAGGAAGUUCAAAUAAUUUAACUCAGCUAUUUAAAAAGAAAGAUUCUUCUUAGUGUUAAAUAAUCAAAGUUACAUCUACUAUGGAUGAUAAAUUUAUAAUAAAGCUACAUCUUCUAUGAAUAAUAAAUUAAUAAGUCGCAUAA
Hydra vulgaris (swiftwater hydra) is the source of this 858-nucleotide messenger RNA. RefSeq names its product gamma-secretase subunit Aph-1. Gene Ontology annotation, biological process: protein processing; positive regulation of catalytic activity. Gene Ontology annotation, molecular function: protein-macromolecule adaptor activity. The record is from RefSeq and is a predicted model, not a curated record. Gene Ontology annotation, cellular component: membrane; gamma-secretase complex; endoplasmic reticulum. NCBI's taxonomy places the organism in Eukaryota, Metazoa, Cnidaria, Hydrozoa, Anthoathecata, Hydridae.